This is a messenger RNA of Paramuricea clavata, 4833 nucleotides long. Lineage: Eukaryota; Metazoa; Cnidaria; Anthozoa; Malacalcyonacea; Plexauridae. The record is from the annotation of a GenBank genome assembly.
GUGACGAACUCGCCAUGUCAACUGGAGAUAUCGAUAUUAACAUGCCAACCCACUCAUUGUAUCAGCGCACAAGUCAGCAAACUAUCUCAAACACUUGAUCUGAAUUGUCUAAAGGUAAGAGUGUGUCUAAAUGUGUUGAGAUAUUUUGUAGAUGAAAAUGUCGAGUCUAAAUUUUAUUCAUCAAGAUAUUGGUAAGGUAUAUUUACCCAUGCAUACACUUCACAUUGACGUCACUUUACUAUUUAUACAUCAACUUACAAUUAGAGCUUGACAACAGGCCUCUGUAGCUCAGUUGGUUAGAGCACUGGACCCUCUGUAGCUCAGUUGGUUAGAGCACUGGACCUUUUACAAAUGCCAGAACUCCGUUUUCAAAUGCCAAAACUCCGUUUUCAAUAUCCAUAACUCCGUUUUCAAAUGCCAGAACUCCCUUUUCAAAUGCCAAAACUCCGUUUCAUCCCAAAUGCCAGAACUACCUUUUUAAAAGCCAGAACUCAGUUUUCAAAUGCCAAAACUCUGUUUUCAAAUGCCAGAACUCCCUUUUCAAAUGCCAAAACUCCGUUUUCAAAUGCCAAAACUCCCUUUUCAAAUGCCAAAACUCCCUUUUCAAAUGCCAAAACUCCCUUUUCAAAUGCCAAAACUAAGUUUUCAAAUGCCAAAAAUGUGUUUUCAAAUGCCAAAACUGUGUUUUCAAAUGCCAAAACUCUGUUUUCAAAUGCCAGAACUCCCUUUUCAAAUGCCAAAACUCCCUUUUCAAAUGCCAAAACUCCCUUUUCAAAUGCCAGAACUACCUUUUUAAAAGCCAGAACUCCCUUUUCAAAUGCCAAAACUCCGUUUUCAAAUGCCAAAACUAAGUUUUCGAAUGCCAAAAUGUGUUUUCAAAUGCCAGAACUCCGUUUUCAAUAUCCAUAACUCCGUUUUCAAAUGCCAGAACUCCCUUUUCAAAUACCAAAACUCCGUUUUCAAAUGCCAAAACUCAGUUUUCAAAUGCCAGAACUCCGUUUUCAAAUGCCAAAACUCCGUUUUCAAAUGCCAGAACUAAGUUUUCGAAUGCCAAAAAUGUGUUUGCAAAAGCCAGAACUCUGUGUUCAAUAUCCAUAACUCCGUUUUCAAAUGCCAGAACUCCCUUUUCAAAUGCCAAAACUCCGUUUUCAAAUGCCAGAACUCCGUUUUCAAAUGCCAGAACUCCCUUUUCAAAUACCAAAACUCCGUUUUCAAAUGCCAAAACUCAGUUUUCAAAUGCCAAAAAUGUGUUUUCAAAAGCCAGAACUCUGUGUUCAAUAUCCAUAACUUCGUUUUCAAAUGCCAGAACUCCGUUUUCAAAUGCCAAAACUCUGUUUUCAAAUGCCAGAACUCCCUUUUCAAAUGCCAAAACUCCCUUUUCAAAUGCCAAAACUCCCUUUUCAAAUGCCAGAACUACCUUUUUAAAAGCCAGAACUCCCUUUUCAAAUGCCAAAACUCCGUUUUCAAAUGCCAAAACUAAGUUUUCGAAUGCCAAAAUGUGUUUUCAAAUGCCAGAACUCCGUUUUCAAUAUCCAUAACUCCGUUUUCAAAUGCCAGAACUCCCUUUUCAAAUACCAAAACUCCGUUUUCAAAUGCCAAAACUCAGUUUUCAAAUGCCAGAACUCCGUUUUCAAAUGCCAAAACUAAGUUUUCGAAUGCCAAAAAUGUGUUUGCAAAAGCCAGAACUCUGUGUUCAAUAUCCAUAACUUCGUUUUCAAAUGCCAGAACUCCGUUUUCAAAUGCCAAAACUCAGUUUUCAAAUGCCACAACUACCUUUUCAAAAGCCAGAACUUCGUUUUCAAAAGCCAGAACUCCGUUUUCAAAAGCCAGAACUUCGUUUUCAAAAGCCAGAACUCCGUUUUCAAAAGCCAGAACUCCGUUUUCAAAAGCCAGAACUCUGUUUUUAAAUGCCAGAACUCCACUUUCAAAAGCCAGAACUUCGUUUUCAAAAGCCAGAACUCCGUUUUCAAAAGCCAGAACUCCGUUUUCAAAAGCCAGAACUCUGUUUUUAAAUGCCAGAACUCCACUUUCAAAAGCCAGAACUUCGUUUUCAAAAGCCAGAACUCCGUUUUCAAAAGCCAGAACUCCGUUUUCAAAAGCCAGAACUCUGUUUUUAAAUGCCAGAACUCCACUUUCAAAAGCCAGAACUUCGUUUUCAAAAGCCAGAACUCCGUUUUCAAAAGCCAGAACUCCGUUUUCAAAAGCCAGAACUCUGUUUUUAAAUGCCAGAACUCCACUUUCAAAAGCCAGAACUUCGUUUUCAAAAGCCAGAACUCCGUUUUCAAAAGCCAGAACUCCGUUUUCAAAAGCCAGAACUCUGUUUUUAAAUGCCAGAACUCCACUUUCAAAAGCCAGAACUUCGUUUUCAAAAGCCAGAACUCCGUUUUCAAAAGCCAGAACUCCGUUUUCAAAAGCCAGAACUCUGUUUUUAAAUGCCAGAACUCCGUUUUCAAAAGCCAGAACUGCGUUUUCAAAAGCCAGAACUCCGUUUUCAAAAGCCAGAACUCCGUUUUCAAAAGCCAGAACUCCGUUUUCAAAAGCCAGAACUCUGUUUUCAAAUGCCAAAACUCCACUUUCAAAAGCCAGAACUGCGUUUUCGGCUUGAUAUAUAUAUGAAAAUUUUUGACCAAUUGGGUUUGAGGAAAUUAGUGGACACUCAAUUUUGACAAUAUGAAACAUAACUCAAAAAAAUUAUUUCGAUGCCUGGUCCCCUGUCGCAAUUUGCAAGCUUGACGGCUUGAGAUUUGAUAACUAAGAUUUGGCCACAGAAUAGAAAAAUAGUCAAACCACAUAAAGUUUGAAAAGAGAAUGUUAUAGGAAAGAGAGACCUAUUAAAUCUGGUCGGCAAAUAUUGCAAAAAGACACUGGGAAAAAUUCAAAUUUUCUACUAUACUAGCUUGCCCAAGACCUUCUGACCCUGGUUUGCAGUUAGGCUGUUAGCUCUUGUUUCUUGCAUCAGUUGCAUGUAACUUGGUUAUCUCGAAUCUCAUCUGACAUCAAUGCCAUUGUUGUGUUUCAGAAAAUCCAAGUUCUCAGUCUAAAGAUUCCAGAAAGCGUUCAGAAUGAACUUAACAGUUCCAUUACACCCCCAGGUAAAGACGUAUAAUUCUGUUAUACAGGGUGUAUGAAAGAAAGGUAAUCGAACUUCAGCGCGCUAUUGUAUCUGAAUUACUCUGCGUAUGAACGAGAUUUUUUCACAUUCGGAAAGAUCAUGCUUUUAGUUGUUGAAUGAUAUCUUCUUCAUGUCAAAUGGAUAAAAAAUGAGCAAAUACGAAUCGGAUAAAAAAUGUUAGUCAGAAUCGCAUAUUUUCACCGUUGAGAGUUGCGUCUAAAACCAUUGAAAAUGAAGCCCCUUUGGUACUUAAGUUGAUCAAUUUUACUUCAAUAAACGACGCACAUAUUCAUAAUUAUUAUUAAGCAGGAAUAAAUCUUAGCUAAGCUACGACACGUUCGUGAUUACCUGUAAUUGCUUUUUCUUUUGUUAUGCAUUGUUUUAAUUAGGCACAGAGGUGAAAAUAUGCGAUUUUGACUAACAUUUUCGAUCGGCCUCGUACAUGCUUAUUUUUUCCCCACUUGGCAUGAAAAGCAUGUCAUUCAAUAGCUAAAAGCCUGAUCUUUCCAAAUAUGAAAACCAAUUGUUCAUACGCCGAGUGAUUCACGUAUAAUAGCGCGCUGAAGUUCGAUUACCUUUUUUUUAUACAUCCUGUACUGUCGAACCCCUAUAUUAAUGGUCACCUGUCUUAAGCAGACACAUACCUCUUGUCCCAAUGAUUUCUUUAAUAAAAUACUCUGGUCUUUAUCUCUAUUCAAGCGGACGCUUAAUUUGAAUUAGGAAGCCGGCGACUGUUUCGAACCUUGAGUGGACACCUUUAUUAAGCGGAAGCGGACACUUGACUGGACGUCCCAAUCAGCGGAAUAACGUCUCUUAAAGCGGACAAACGUAACUGAUGAUGUAAAUAUUCUAAAUCAAAUUUUCAUAACAGUCAAUGGUGGAAAUCAAUUUGAAGAAAAUUCACUAGACACAAAUUUGUUAUUCAUGUUUUGCAGUAUGUGGUAUAUGAACGCCAAUAACUAAUCCCCUAAAACAAACUUUUCUUUCUUUAAAUUGCCUUUCAAGCAGAUGCAAGUAAAACUGUUUCCUCGAAACUUCGCAGGGAAGUUCCACACACCAUAACCAGCCCCUCCGUUGACAUGUUUAUCUUUUAUCACUACUGUUCUUUAAUUAAUUGUGCGUUACCACCAGAUAUGUUCGCUGUUGCAAACACCUUUAAGAGACACAUUGAUGAGAUAAGCAGGCACAUUGGUGAGGUCCCGAAGGUGUACGCUUAAAGUGGGACUAACGCCAAAUAUGUUUUUUUGUAUGUGUAAUAUUUAGGUCAUUCGAAAACGAAAUUAUGAAAAAUUCCAUCUUGAUCAACUUUUUCACUGUUAAAGUUUGCGGAUAUGAUGUCAUUAGGUGAAUUGCAAAUUAGUUUUCCUGUGUUUUUUGUACCAAAAAUUCACCUAAUGACAUCAUAUCUGGAACUUUGACAGUGAAAACCAAGAUGAGGUUUUUUACUAUAAAGAUAUUUUACAUUUCUUCUUAGAAUGACCCAAAUAUUUUUUUAAUACCCAUAGCAAAAUUCAUAUUUGGUGUUAGUCACAUUUUAAUAGAGAUUCCACUAUUCUGUAUAUAUAUAAGAUAAACACGACAAAAUGUUGCUUGCAAAAAUAUAUUAAAUUUAAUUUUAUUUAAUUUCGAUAGAUGAUGGGUCUGAUCACUCGAAUGAAGCAUUGUCUGAUAUAGUGGAUAUUGUCUCGCUUGAAAACGGUAAGUCUGCUCAUAACGUAUAA